This is a messenger RNA of Orcinus orca (killer whale), 9960 nucleotides long. RefSeq names its product protein phosphatase 1 regulatory subunit 9A (gene PPP1R9A). Gene Ontology annotation, cellular component: dendrite; cytoplasm; postsynaptic density. Lineage: Eukaryota; Metazoa; Chordata; Mammalia; Artiodactyla; Delphinidae. The record is from RefSeq and is a predicted model, not a curated record. Gene Ontology annotation, biological process: calcium-mediated signaling; neuron projection development; actin filament organization. The transcript is spliced from 20 exons. The coding region runs from base 328 to 4290 and encodes 1320 amino acids. Gene Ontology annotation, molecular function: actin filament binding.
GGCGCCGAGCCGAGCCGCGGCCACCGUGGGGCGGGGGGCGCCUCGGAGGCGGGGGUGGGAGCCGCGGCCGCCUGACCCUCCCCACCGGCGGCGGCUCCCGCUCGGAUGAACCUCUAGUCUUGCUUUGAAAAAGCCAUUUUGUGUAACUCUUGACUGCAUAAUUUCCUAAUACACCUGUUGGGAGGAUCACUGACACAGUAUGCCAUUUGAGAGGUACUUUUUCUUGACCAGAUACUGGUGAUUAGAGAAGAGAGGUGUUUUGUGGGUUUUUUUUGUUUUUUUUUUCCUGAUCAUUAUGAACACUGGCUUUUCACCCCUGAAGUAAAAAUGUUGAAAACCGAGUCUUCAGGUGAACGUACCACUCUCAGAAGUGCCUCUCCUCACAGGAAUGCAUAUAGAACUGAGUUCCAGGCACUGAAAAGUACCUUUGACAAACCCAAGUCAGAUGGGGAACAAAAAACAAAAGAAGGUGAGGGAUCCCAGCAGAGCAGGGGAAGGAAAUAUGGCUCCAAUGUCAACAGAAUUAAAAAUCUAUUUAUGCAGAUGGGUAUGGAACCCAGUGAGAAUGCUGCAGUCAUUGCCAAAACAAGGGGGAAAGGUGGAUCUUCAUCCCCUCAGAGGCGAAUGAAGCCCAAAGAAUUUCUGGAAAAAACAGAUGGCUCAGUUGUUAAGUUGGAGUCCUCUGUUUCAGAACGAAUUAGUAGAUUUGACACAAUGUACGAUGGCCCUUCAUAUUCUAAGUUCACAGAAACUCGCAAGAUGUUUGAGAGAAGUGUGCAUGAAUCAGGACAGAACAACCGCUAUUCCCCAAAGAAGGAGAAAACUGGAGGGAGUGAACCUCAGGAUGAAUGGGGUGGUUCUAAGUCCAACAGAGGCAGUACUGAUUCCUUGGACAGCCUUAGCUCCCGGACGGAGGCUGUCUCCCCAACUGUGAGUCAACUGAGUGCAGUAUUGGAGAACACCGAUUCCCCCAGUGCCAUCAUUUCUGAGAAGGCUGAGAACAGUGCAUACUCAGUGACUGGGCAUUAUCCCCUGAAUUUACCGUCGGUUACUGUUACAAAUCUUGACACCUUCGGGCACCUUAAGGAUUCUAAUUCUUGGUCUCCUCCAAGCAAACACAGUGACGAUGCAGAGGAUGCUCGGAAGAGUAAUACAACUCCAGUACUAGAAGUGGCUUCGAAAAGUACCUCUCUAGCUUCAGUGCCCAGUGAAGAGGCACAGCAGAGCAAGGAAGCCGAGGACUCCACAUCUAACCAAGAGACUCCUGACAGAAUUGACAGAGACAUUCCUGAAGGACCUUGUGCUGAAAACAAGGCAGUUACAGAGCCUGAAAUCCCUUCACCACAAAACGAACCUUCAGAAGACACAGAAGCUCAUUUGGUUGGGAGUGAGGCAGCAAUGCAACAGAAGAAAGAACUUGCAGGUGGUGAUUUUACCUCUGCUGAUGCAUCUAGAUUCAGUUGUGGAAAGGAAGUAUUCGAAGAUUCAAAUAAUUUUGGGAGCUCCCAUGUUUACAUGCACAGUGACUAUAAUAUAUAUAGGGUGAGAUCCAGGUAUAAUUCAGACUGGGGAGAAACAGGCACUGAACAGGAUGAGCAGGAAGAUAGUGAUGAAAACAAUUACUAUCAACCUGAUAUGGAAUACUCAGAAAUCGUUGGAUUGCCAGAAGAAGAAGACAUCCCGGCAAAUAGGAAAAUUAAGUUUAGUAGUGCUCCAAUUAAGGUCUUCAGCACAUACUCCAAUGAAGACUAUGACAGGAGAAACGAUGAAGUUGACCCUGUGGCUGCUUCAGCCGAGUAUGAACUUGAAAAGCGUGUAGAAAAGCUGGAACUUUUCCCAGUGGAACUAGAGAAAGAUGAGGAUGGACUUGGUAUAAGUAUUAUUGGAAUGGGUGUUGGAGCAGAUGCUGGACUUGAAAAGCUGGGAAUAUUUGUCAAGACAGUGACAGAAGGUGGUGCUGCUCAGCGAGAUGGCAGAAUACAAGUCAAUGACCAGAUUGUGGAAGUGGAUGGAAUCAGCUUGGUGGGUGUCACACAGAAUUUUGCUGCAACAGUUCUCAGAAACACCAAGGGCAAUGUCAGAUUUGUUAUUGGGCGAGAAAAACCAGGACAAGUGAGUGAGGUUGCCCAGUUGAUAAGCCAAACGCUGGAACAAGAAAGGCGCCAGAGAGAGCUGCUUGAACAGCACUAUGCCCAGUAUGAUGCCGACGAUGAUGAGACAGGAGAAUAUGCCACAGAUGAAGAGGAGGAUGAGGUAGGACCUGUUCUUCCUGGCAGUGACAUCGCCAUUGAAGUCUUCGAGCUGCCUGAGAAUGAGGACAUGUUUUCCCCAUCAGACCUGGACACAAGCAAGCUCAGUCACAAGUUCAAAGAGUUGCAAAUCAAACAUGCAGUUACAGAAGCAGAGAUUCAAAAAUUGAAGACCAAGCUACAAGCAGCAGAAAAUGAGAAAGUGAGGUGGGAACUAGAAAAAACCCAACUCCAGCAGAAUAUAGAAGAGAAUAAAGAAAGAAUGUUGAAGUUGGAGAGCUACUGGAUUGAGGCUCAAACGUUAUGCCACACGGUGAACGAGCACCUCAAAGAGACUCAAAGCCAGUAUCAAGCCUUGGAAAAGAAGUACAACAAGGCAAAGAAACUGAUCAAGGAUUUUCAACAAAAAGAACUUGAUUUCAUCAAAAGACAGGAAGCAGAAAGAAAGAAAAUAGAAGAAUUGGAAAAAGCUCAUCUUGUGGAAGUUCAAGGCCUGCAAGUACGGAUUAGAGAUUUGGAAGCUGAGGUGUUCAGGCUACUGAAGCAAAAUGGGACUCAAGUUAACAAUAACAACAACAUCUUUGAGAGAAGAACAUCUCUUAGUGAGGUCUCUAAAGGAGAUACCUUGGAGAACUUGGAUGUCAAGCAGACACCUUGUCAAGAUGGCCUAAGUCAAGACUUUAAUGAAGCAGUCCCAGAGACAGAACGCCUGGAUUCAAAAGCACUGAAAACCCGGGCCCAGCUUUCCGUGAAGAACAGACGCCAGAGGCCCUCUAGGACAAGACUCUAUGAUAGUGUCAGUUCAACAGAUGGCGAGGACAGUCUGGAGCGAAAGCCUUCAAACAGUUUCUAUAACCACAUGCACAUUACCAAAUCACUUCUGCCCAAGGGUUUGAGAACUUCUCCAGAAUCAGAUUCUGGUGCUUCAUCCCUCACUCCAGUGGCUGGCAGUGUGCCCUUCUCGUCUGACCACAUAGCUGAAUUUCAAGAGGGACCCCUGCACCCAGAAAGGGAGCCUUCCUCCUCUACUGGGGGAGACACGUCAUUCUCCUCUCCUUCAAAAUCUGAUCAUGAUAUGGAAGAAUCUCCUUGCCACCAUCAAGCCACCACCAAGAAAAUACUACAAGAAAAAGAUGGUGCCAAAGGUCCCAGAUCACUGAGGGCAUCAAGUUUGUUGGUGGUGCGAGGAGGAAAAAUUAAGCGGAAGUUUGUGGAUCUGGGGGCGCCUUUGCGAAGGAAUUCCAACAAGGGAAAGAAAUGGAAAGAAAAAGAGAAAGAAGCCAGUAGGUUUUCUCCAGGUAGCAGGAUCUUCAGCGGCAGGCUGGAACACUGGAAACCGAAGCUGUCCUCCACUGCUCAGGCCUCCACGCCAUCAGCGGGCCUGCCUUUCUCGUGGUUUAACGAAAGCCGGAAAGGAUCCUAUUCCUUCAGGAACCUGCCUGCAUCUGCAAGUCCCCUUCAGCCUUCUCCUGAAACUCUAAUUUCAGAUAAAAAGGGGUCUAAGAAUUUUACCUUCAGUGAUGACUUCAGCCCCAGCAGUACCAGUUCAGCAGACCUGAGCGGCCUGGGAGCAGAACCCAAAACACCUGGGCUCUCUCAGUCCUUGGUGCUCUCAUCAGAUGAGAGCCUGGAUAUGAUAGAUGACGAGAUUCUUGAUGACGGACAGUCUCCCAAACACAGUCAGUGUCUGAAUCGGGCCGUUCAUGAAUGGAGCGUGCAGCAGGUUUCUCACUGGCUAAUGAGCCUAAAUCUGGAGCAGUAUGUCUCUGAAUUCAGUGCCCAAAACAUCACUGGAGAGCAACUCCUGCAGUUGGAUGGAAAUAAACUUAAGGCUCUUGGAAUGACAUCAUCCCAGGACCGAGCAGUGGUCAAAAAAAAACUCAAAGAAAUGAAAGUGUCUCUAGAGAAGGCUCGGAAGGCCCAAGAGAAAAUAGAAAAACAAAGAGAAAAGCUGAGGAGGAAGGAACAAGAGCAAAUGCAGAGGAAGUGUAAAAAGACAGAGAAGAUGGCAGCCGCCACAGAGGGUGCUGGUGAGCAGUGACACACACGGAGAAGUUUCCACCUCUUCCUGCCCUGCUCUCCUCCGGAGGAUGAAGAAGAAACUGAUGACAGGGGUAAUGUGCUCUAGGCAGACUGGGGAACUGUGUGUUCAAUAACUGCAUUUUCUGCAUUAAUAGAGUACACUCACUCUUAACCUACUGAAAUAAUCCCAAGCCACCUUUGGUUUAGUAACAAACCAAGGAUCUCAUUUGUGAGAGGUGCGAAGUAGCAGUGUUUCUCUCUUCCUUGUGUUGGGUGGGUGGUGUCACUUGAAGAACCAGCGUGAUCCUGCUCAACAAGAGCAUGGCACACCGUGGCGCUGUCCAUGGAAUGCCAUGCAUUUUCAAUAUGCGAUCCUGAAACUGAGCAACGGCACAUAUCUGCAUGGCCGAGAACACCGCUCUGCCAUGAGAUCUGGGCUGCAGAAUCUGUCCCGGUGUGUGGGAAAGGUUCCCCCUCAUUUGUGUGUGUCUGGACACUGAGACAACCCCGCUGUGGAAAUGUGGGUGCUCUUUGCCUACUGUGGCAAAAAGCAAGCAAACUGUGCUGCCUGCUGGGCAUUGGGAAGAGAGAAAAGAAUUACACUUAUUUGUUAACCCCAGAAGGAAGCAAAAGCCUUAAGAAUGCGGAUGUGGGCAUUACCUUGGGGUUCUGAGGGUAACAUUUAUCCUCCAGAUUUAGCCAAGCAAAGAAAAAUUCAGACAUUAGUGCAGCCAUGGGAUAUCGGGAUCUGCUGUUUACUUUGCUACUGCUGCAUGUUCAGUAUUUCAGCAGCACCGACACACACAACACAGUUCCUUUUCUCCCCAACAAAUUGAACAGAAAAUUGAUUUUUAAGGAAGCCAACAUUUUCAGGUUUCCUCUCCUGGGGAACAUUCUGGCUGGUCUUCAGCCUGACUAUGACACAAUCAGGAACUCAUCACAUGUUUUCUACUCAAGAUUUCCCAAGUGGGCUCAGUCAGACUUUUAAGAAAUGUACUUUUAAGAAAAAUAGAAAUACCAGUUAGAGAAAAGUUAGAUUUGACUAACAUUCGACCAGAAAAGCAAUUUUAUUGAGCACACAGAAUGUUCCCGUAAAGAAGAGCUGUCAGUUAUAUUUUAGAGAUGUUUUGAAUGGUUUUUCUGAGCCAUUCUCUUUCAUUCUUUGGAGAUCUCCACUUUACAGUUAAAGUUUAUUUAAGACGGUACACGUGAUGCAGGCUGGCAGUGCAGGCGGUUAUACUAUUUUAAAGCCAGUAUUAAGGAUUUCAGUGUUUCAUCAAACUAAUGCAAGUGCAGGAGAGUGGGGCAGAAGGAGGAGAAAAUAAACUCAUCUUGAGAAGUUUCAAAUGAUGGAUUUUUUGUUGUCAUUGUUGUUGUUGUUUUGCUUUUUAUGCUCAUGCAUCUGGUUCUCUUUGCUGCAUUGGCUGUAAAAAUGAGGUCAUCCACUUUCCAGAGGACGAGUUUCAAAAUAAGAGUUGAGGCCAGACCAAUCCUUGGACAAGUAUUUUACUUCCUUUACUUCGUUUUUUGGGGGCAGGGGCGGUGGUCUCUGUCCUUGUCUUCCACUGGAAAUGCUCUAUACGCAGAGCUUAGGGGAAGGCUUUUGAAGGUUACAAGUAACAGAUAAUGGAAAGGGGCUUCUUCCCAUAUAGCUCCAUCUCCUAUUUUGAAGCAUUGUGAUUUUUUUUUUUUUUGCUUGUCUGAAUAUCCAAAAUCUGAAAUUGUCUAAACCAGAAAUUUAUAAUCUUGUUCUUCCCUAAGGCUUGUUUCCUUUUCAGUGACAGUGUUGUCUGUUAAGCUUCAGUUCCCUUGUCACUAGGUAUAGAUCAUUCAUUUGAUCCUCAGAAACACUGGCAUAAAGUAACAUUGUGUUUUACAAUUAUCAAAGUCACUACCUAUUUUUUUCUAUCGUCAUUUGGGGUAUGAUAAUGAAGCUCUAUACUAGAAUCUCUAUUAAUAUUUUGAGAUAGGUGGUGCUUUGCUAUUUAUUAAUAUCAUGGGAAACCAGGAACCACUAUCAAUGAACUACAAAAUUCAGCAAAUCUUUUCAAUACUAAAAGACUAAAUUAGUCAAAAAUCUGGUAAUGCUAGUGCUUGCUAUUGUAAAUUUUUGCCACUUUUCGCUUAUCUUUGGGGGAAAAAAGUGAUCUGGAUUGUACUGGAAGUUUCACUGUACUCAUUUUAAGAGUGGAAAUAGAAGGAUGAUUUAUGUUAAGUUAUGUUUACACUUUGGUAAUAUUUGAAAAUGGAAGUAUAUACUGGAAUUGUGUAUAAGUCUCAGUCUCUGCACAUAAUUUAUGAUCUACUAUAUUGCAUUUUUAGAUGUCUUAGAAGUAUUGUUCUUUAACUUUAUUUGUACACUUCCAAUGUUUAGAUCAACAACCAACUGACAAUAUUAUAAAUCAAAUUCUUAUUCCUCAAAUCAUUUAGUUUGUAGUAUAACAGUUUUGAUUUUUUAAGUUAAAUUAUAGUAAUUUUAGGUCUUAAUGAGUUAUUUUAACAUUACUAAUUAAAACUGCUGAAAUUGAUUUGAUUGUCCAACAAAGGAUAAAGCGUAAACAUAUUGAUAAAAGGAUAUGAAAACAAAGUGAAGGACCUCAGAUCUUGUGAACAUUUUGUUUUCCUGUUAUUUCCUUUAUUGACUCUGGUGCAUGAUGCCUAAUUGAGGUUCCAGUGUCUUACACAAUCCUAACUUUAACGCUAGUGGUUUUCAGUAUCCUUACAGUUUAGCCCAGAAUUGUUGCUUCAUGAACGUUACAGACUUUGUAGUUUUUUUAUUUAUCAGAAAAUGAACAAAAAGGGAAUAUCUGGUUACUAGGAACCAUAUUCCUUCAACGACAGCUCAGUAUGACUCUAACAAAAGCCAAAAGUGUUUUGGGGGUGCAGGUAAUGCUUUGGGGGACAGGAGAUUGUGGUGAGGCCAAGCGGUAGACAGAGAGCAUUGUAUGAGCUGGGUGUCUGGGGCAGGGUGUUCCACUAAAGGACUUAGAUUACUUUAUUUAAAGACUAUCUCCCUUAAAGUAACUCACAGGUUAUGUAGUAGUUUUCUCCUUUCUUUGCCUGAAUCAGAAGUUUACUGCAGAGUGAUAAGUUAGGGUAGAAAUCUAAUUUUGCCCAUUCUAACACACUGCUGAAGUCCAGCAUUAAUUUCAUGACAAUGAAGCUACUCUAUACUAUCCUCCUUUAGCUGGGGUUGACAUGGAUUUCCCACCCUCAACAUCCCGUAAGCAUUUUAACCCAAACAGUUCAUGACUGCAGUGUGAUAGGGGUGCCUCCGCUUCUAAACGGGGCGUGAAAUGGGAAGACUACCUUGUGCUUCUUUGUUGUCGUUGGAAACAGAGGGGCAGGAGGCCAAGAGAGGAACCAAAUGAACCCUUGUUUUAUCCUGUAGUCAUCGCUACCCUGAAAUCUUGAGAUAUCCCAGGCCCAAGCUGCAGGCCCCAGCCAGGUUGUUUGAUCUAGCACUUUAAUUAGCCUUUACGGUUUCUGCUGAAGACAAAGAAUUCUCGGCUAGGUUCUUUGUGUAAUAGGAAAUGUGUGCUUUAAAAUUAUAUUGUAAAAGGUAAAUGAAAACUUACAUUUAUAUGACUAUUCUAACUCAUUUGUAAGUGUUAAAGGUUAUACAGACCAAGCUGCAAGAGAGGAGAACCAGUGUUUGGCCAUACUAUUCAAGAAGUUUCAAAAGGAGGUAUCCCAGCAAUUCUAAAUCAAAUGUCUAUGCUUGGGAUGUGAUGUAGCCCCUUCAUUACAUGGAGGUAUUUCAGAAUUACCAACUUCCAUUUGAGUAAAUUUACUGUCCCAAUAGAGCUGCAGAUGAGGGGCGUUUCAACUUGGUGGACGGCAGUCACUAGGGUUCAAGUCACCUGCUUAAUGCCAAGUCCUUAGUGCUUUCUGAAUGAAAAGGUAAAAUGAAAAAGAAAAGCCCGGUUUUUAAAAUAUCUUUUUCCAAUUUACCUUUAAUCAAGGAUCUACCUGCACACUGUUAUGAAGCUAAGCAUUUAAGGAUGAAGUCCAGAAAUAAAAUGUCCAUAUUUUCUACUAGAAUUGCUUUCGUUAUGAUGAUAGGGGUGGGAAGUAAGUUCUCAAAAAGAAGCAGCGUUGUAAGAAAUACGAACGUGCUUCAGAAAUUCACUCCUGAAGAACAGCCUGUGUAUGCAGGCAGAUCUUGUUUAUAUUUGUCUUAGGCAUUUAAAGUCUCAGGAAACUUAGUCUUGGUCCAAAACACUGGGGAAAAAAAUAACACCAGACAGUACAGCAGUAGUAUUUAAAGUAGCGGCAUAGAAUAGACCCGACCUAGAAAUCAAAGGGCAAAGAAAAAGCCUACAGAAGCAACUUCCCCUGGAAAAUGAAAACAUCAGGCUCUACCUUAUGCACAACAGAGGGUCCUGACGUGCUUGUGUGUGCGUGUCUGUGUGGACGCGCUGAGGGAAUGGUGGUUACUGGAAGGCUCACACGUGUGAGUGGGUGGACCAAGCAUGGCGCGUGACCCGCCCGCUUCCAGACCUGCAGAGUGGGGAAAGAAAGAAACAUGAUGAUUUCCAAUCCUUGCCCCCUCCCCCCAGCCCCCCCCCCAAAUCGCUAGGGACGCGAGAAUGAAUGAGGUAAAGAAUAAGAGAACAAGAGGCAACGUCUCAAGAAUGUGCAUGCCAUUUGUGUAGACGUACAGACCUACAUACGUGUGAAUAUAUCUCCCACCGUACAUACAUGCACAUACUGCAGUCACAUGGCAUCAAAAUAUAUAUUGUAUAUGGAACUUGGUAAUGUCAGAUAGGACCCUGAGCAGUAUCGUAGCCUUACUGCCACUUUUUUUGUGUGUGUACAUUGAAUGGCUCAUGAGAUUUUAAGAGAUUUUUUUAAUGUAUUUCUAUUAAAUGCACUUAUCCUUCUACAUGUUUAUAUAUUUUGGUAAAACUGGUUUAUUAGAUACUUGGUAUUUUAGCAGGAUGAAAUUUCCUCACACGUUUGGUUAAUGCUUUGAUGUCAAGAUUGCACAUUGCUGAGUUGAAGCUCAGAAGUUUAUACAGCUUUGGGGAUUUUCAGCUGCAGAUUGCAGUUUCCUUGGCUAAAAAUUGCACUGUGUGUUCUUGUGCAUUUGCUCACGCUCUGAAAUUACAUAUUUGGUCGCUGUGAUGCAUAAGUCACUAACUACUGGCUCUCCGAUGGCAGCGUUGCUAUCACAGGACCAUUUAUUUGUGGUCCUCCACCAUCUUUUGUGGAGUGAUGCCACAGUUAGCUCAUCACCAAAUAUAACACAAGUGGAUAGGAGCGCGAGUGUGUUGUUGGAAGGUGUACACUUCUAUUUCCUUCAGCUGUCUUAUUCACACACCCAGGUUUCCUGUUAAGAAUUUAAACUUUCACCCAUGAAAGAACAAUUGGCCAAAAUAAUUAAAUCCCCUUAGAAAGUGGAAAUUAGGAGGCACUCCAGCUAGAUAACACCUCCAACAACAUCAGAGUUAGUUAGUGCUUAGUGAAAACCCUUAAAUAUGUAUGUAUAUGUUUUCCUUAAUAUUAUUUAUGAUCAUCACUGCUGCUUUCGUACCUUUUAAUGGUGUUGCAGUUAAACCACUAGUACAUCUGCUACGUAUCACUAACAAAACUGGCCGGCUGAAAACAAAAAAAGAGAGAGAAUGAAUUCUAUUCCGUUGUAGAGGAGUUGAUUUAUUUUCAUCUUUCUUUAUGUAUCACUAAA